AUGCGCUCAUUCGUCAUGCAUCUCAGUGUGCUGCUUUCACCUGAGGAAGUGGCAAACCCUUUCACCUAUGGGCAUGCCAUUCUGGCCCUGCCGGGAAUGCGAUACCUUUCAUUCCAUGCAGCCCUGCGAGCCGAUCUCACGUGCACUGGGAUUGCAUGCAUGCGUUAUGUGUCUCGCCCCAUUCAAAUGUCGCUUGAGGGAUUAUUUUCGCCAAAUAUGGCACUCGAUGACACAAACAACUUCGAACGUGAUUUGCGGGACAUAGACAACUUCUUCUGUUCCCUUUAUGGUGUUCAAUGA
Molecule: messenger RNA, 300 nt
Organism: Hydatigera taeniaeformis
Lineage: Eukaryota; Metazoa; Platyhelminthes; Cestoda; Cyclophyllidea; Taeniidae
Source: the annotation of a GenBank genome assembly